Messenger RNA from Selaginella moellendorffii, 2895 nucleotides. Its product is annotated as pentatricopeptide repeat-containing protein At4g02750-like. NCBI's taxonomy places the organism in Eukaryota, Viridiplantae, Streptophyta, Lycopodiopsida, Selaginellales, Selaginellaceae. Gene Ontology annotation, molecular function: protein binding. The record is from RefSeq and is a predicted model, not a curated record. The transcript has 2 exons. Bases 262 to 2877 code for a protein of 871 amino acids.
CGGGCUUGUCGAUGGACUGACGGGAACUUGGUACACUAAAUUUGAUACUUUUACACCGGCCGCGGAGAAUGGGCUACCUGUAACCCGUGUCAUCAGUAGAAUGAAGCUUCAAGAGAUCUUAGCUCGAGCUUCAAGAGAUCUUGAGGGAACACCGUCAUACAAAGUUUGAUCUUUUGGAAUAGCAAGCCUCUUUUAUUUCUUUGGGAGUGUGAACUUUAGAUAUAGAUCUUCUCCACUGCUCGCCCGCAUUCAUGGCGAGUGAUGCGAUCAAGGAUCUCGCUCUCGUCGCGCGAUCCUCGCCACGAUGCCUUCCAUUCUUUUGUAGAGGCCCUCCAGGCCUGCUCCACCUCCAAGAACGUGGAGGAGCUAGAAAGGGUCCGGGAAUCCAUUCGCCGCAGCGAAUUUCGCGACAACACGCUGCUGGGGAACCAGAUCCUGAGGGCGUAUAGCAGGUGUGGGCGAUUGAAAGAUGCGCGCUGUGUGUUUGAUUCGCUGGCUCGCCCGGACAUGCACUCUUGGAACUCGCUAGUUGCAGCAUAUGCCCAAAAUGGGCAUCUUGAUCAUGCCAAGAACGUGUUCUUCCAGAUGCCGCGCAGGGAUCUGGUGUCGUGGAACACCAUCAUACAAAUCUUUUUGCAAGACAGGAAGAUUUAUUACGCAGUGAAAGUUUUGGAUCUGAUGCCCCAGCAAAGCGUUUGCUCGUGGAACACGCUCAUAUCCGGGUAUGCCCAGCUCGGGCAUCACCACCUUGCAAAGCAUCUGUUUGAUUCCAUGCCGGAGCGGGACCGGCUUUCCUGGUACGCGCUCCUGGUGGCCAUUUCCAACACAGGUAACAUAAAUCCAGCUCAGGAAAUCUUCUCAAAGUUUCCAAUGCAGGAGAAGUUCUCGUGGAAUGUGAUGCUUGCAGCACUGGCCAAGACGACGGAUCAAACCAGCGCUGCAAAGAUCAUAUUUGAUGACAUCCCCGAGAGAGACAUCGUGUCGUGGAACACUCUACUCCAGGCCUUCGUCCAGAUUGAGUCCACCCACAGUGCUUGCAAGAUUCUCGAGCGAAUGCCAAGCUUGGACGUUGUUUCGUGCACGUCGAUGCUGGCAGCGUAUGCCCAGAAAGGAAACGUUUCAGAUGCAAAGCACUUGUUUGAUUGCAUCCCCGAGCCAAACGUUUACUCCUGGAACGCACUGCUCGUAGCUUACAUCCAGGUCUUUAAUCUCGAGGAAGCGAUCAAUCUCUUUCGGCAGAUUCCCGAGAAGGACGUGAUCUCGUGGAACACGAUGAUCACGGGCUAUGCAAACUCCGGCUUCACGCACGAGGCAGCCAUGGCUUUUCACUCGAUGGAGAGAAGAGAUUCGACGUCGUGGAGCGCUCUAAUCUCUGCGCUGGCACAGAAUGGCGAGCUCGACGAUGGAGAUAUCGCCUUCCAUCGCAUGCCGCAGUGGAAUCUCGCGGCAUGGAACAGCCUUCUCUCCGCGCGAGCCGAGCAGGGAAAGAUGGUCGAGGCGGAGCGGAUGUUCGCUCGAGCUCCAGCUGCGAACCUUGUCUCGUGGACGGCGAUGGUGGCGGGAUUCGGACACAAUGGUCGAGUGGAGAUGGCUCGAGCAGCGUUUGAGAGGAUGCCAGAGUGGGAUAUCGUGUCAUGGAAUGCGGUGGUCUCGGCGUUCGUCCAGUGUGGCUGUCUCGAAGAAGCUAUCGAGACGUUUUGGAGGAUGCCCGCGCGAGAUCUCGAGUCGUGGAACACGAUGAUCCGAAUUCUCUGUGAAGCAGGAGCUCUCGUCCAGGCCGAGAAGAUCUUCGAUGGAAUGGCGCUGCGAAACGUUGUGUCCUGGACGACGCUACUCACCGGACAAGCUCAGAGAGGCCACACGAAGGAAGCGCGAGAGAGAUUCGCGAGAAUGCCACAGCACAGCUUUGUCACCUGGAACUCCAUGCUCGUCGCUUACUCGAGCUCCAACCAGAUCGAUCUCGCCGAAGAGGUGUUUUGCUCGAUGCCAAAGCACGACACCGUCUCGUGGAACACCAUGAUCGCGGGAUACUCGAGCAGGGACCGCAUGGAUCGAGCUCUGGCUUUGCUCGAUCUCAUCCCACACCAGAGUUCUCGAUCGUGGAACACCGUGCUCAAUGGAUACGUCACAAACGCCCAUAUCCGAGAGGCUGGAAUACUCUUCGAGAGAAUGCCGCACAAGGACGUGGUUUCGUGGACAAUAAUGGUGGUGGGCUUCUCUCAAAGCGGCCAAGUUGGCCAUGCAAAGAAAGUGUUUGAUCAAAGCGUAGAGAGGGACGUGGUAUCUUGGGCAGCUAUGGUGAGCGUAUAUGCCCAGAAUGGGUAUCUUGAGGAAGCCAGAGAGAUGUUUAUAAACAUGACCAAGUGUAACGUUUCAAUGGACUCUCCCUACCAUGGAAGUGAGCACGUCGAGAAAGCCUGUAACUCUUUGCUCGCAGCAUUCGCCCACAACGGCCAUGCAAAGCUCGCCAUCACUUUCUUUCACGAGAUGAACUUGGAAGGAGCAAAGCCGGACGAAGUCUCGUUCGUGAUCGUUCUCGCCGCUUGCACCCACAUUGGCCUGCUCGAGAGCAGUCGGAGUUUCUUCGUCUCUCUCCACCAGGAUUUUGGAGUGGAGCCUCAAAAGGAGCACUACUGCUGCAUGCUGGAUGCAUUUUGCCGGGCCGGGCAGCUCGAGAAUGCCGAGAAACUCAUCGAGAGCAUGCCAUUUCUUCCGGAUAAGGUAGCCUGGGGGACGCUCCUGGCAGCUUGCCAGAACCACCGAGACAUGGAGCGAGCAUCGAAAGCAGCGGCUGUGCUAAGCGUCAUGGAGAUGGAUGCCUCACCGUAUGUGAUCCUGUCCAACGUUUACGUUCUCGGCAAUAGCAAAAAGAUUUAAAAACCUUGAUAGACAUUG